Messenger RNA from Dromaius novaehollandiae (emu), 2520 nucleotides. RefSeq names its product RWD domain containing 2B (gene RWDD2B). Gene Ontology annotation, molecular function: protein binding. The coding region runs from base 304 to 1182 and encodes 292 amino acids. The record is from RefSeq and is a predicted model, not a curated record. Lineage: Eukaryota; Metazoa; Chordata; Aves; Casuariiformes; Dromaiidae. The transcript has 5 exons.
GGGGUUGUGGCUGUGGGCGCAUGCGCCUCGCCGUGCGCAUGCGUGUGGGCGCCGCCGACGGCUUCCGGGACGCGGGGCUUGGCGGGACUAGGCGGCGGCGGGGUGGCGCCGCCUCUGCCUGCGGCCAGCGGGUUCAGGCACAACCCUGUAAUCAUUGUCCUGCCUUGCUUUGUGUGAGGCUGCUUGGGUGUGUCCGCGCGAGUAGGCUGGCUUUAAAAAUAAGAGCUGUAUGUCGUGUUAGUGGGGAUAACAGCUCUGCCGCUUCGGCACAACUAUAGGUGUUCGAAGAAAUAGGAAAUAGAAAUGACUAACCGAGAAGAAGCCGAGAUACAAAUUUCUGAAUUAGAUUUACUCUCUAGCAUGUUUCCUUAUGAAGAGGAGUUCGUUGUGACUGACCAGCUGGCUGUAGCAGAACUGAAACACUAUGUUGAAAAUCAGUCUGCAGAGGUGCCGUCUUCAAAAGUUCAAUUUACGCUGAAUGUAAAGGCAGAGGUCCCUGAUGCCUCUACGGUGGAGUUUUCUAUGUGCUGUGCUUUACCAUUUAAAUAUCCAGCUGUUCUACCAGAAAUUACUGUGAGGUCACCUCUAUUAAGCCGCUCUCAGCAGAUUCACCUGAACUCUGAUCUAAAAACAUAUUUGAUGCAAAACUGCAGUGGUGAGCCUUGCAUGUUGAGUGCAAGAGAAUGGGUUAAGGAUCAUGCAGUUGCUUACAUUGAGAGAGAGCUUUCAUCUUCCUCAGUGACGACACCAGAUGCCAUGCAGUCAAAAGACAUCAUUUUCACUAGAUUAUGGAUCUAUAGUCAUCACAUCUACAACAAGCAAAAAAGAAAGAAUAUUAUUGAUUGGGCCAAGGAGCUCUCUCUGUCAGGGUUUUGCAUGCCGGGGAAACCAGGUGUUGUUUGUGUAGAAGGUCUGCAGAGUGGUUGUGAAGAGUUCUGGUCAAGAAUUAGAAGAUUAACCUGGAAGAGAAUUUUAAUUCGUCACAGAGAAGAUGUUUCUUUGGAAGGUGGAGGACGUGCUGAGAUUCAGAAACAAAGAAAGUUCUCCACUUUGGAAGAAAAAUGUUUUGAUGCACAUGGUUCCAGAGGAAAUCAUAUGGAUUUGGGGCAGCUGUAUCAUUUUUUAGAAGAAAAAGGAUGUGCUGACAUUUUUCAAAUGUACUUUGGAGUUGAAGGACAUUAGAUUGCUACAGGUCCCAGUGCCUAUGUUUGUAAAUUAAUCCUUAAAAGAGAUUCUAUAGCUUUUCUGCAACAGUUGAUCAGCAAAGGGAUUAAUAAUUUUUAUGUUAUAUGAUGAAUCCAGUUUUCCAUGAAAACGAAUAUUCAGUGAAAUCUUGAAUAAUGAAAAGGACUAAAUCAAUGCUUUACUAGAGCUUUGGGUUUUAAGAUCAUUAGAGUAUGUACCUAAUUACAAAGCCAGAAAAAAUGUUUGAUAACCUACUGGGCAGAGUUCCAGAACACGGAAUUAUACUGAAUAAAUACCUGACUAGGAAGAGACAAAAAUGAAGUGUAGAUAUCUCAGGAAAGAAAUACUGAUGUUUACAUUAUUUAUUACUCUGUUUAUGUACACUACAUGAAGACUUUUUGGUAACAGUCUUUUUUUCUUUCUGUCUGAAAGUAUAUUCUGUCAUGAUAUUAAUAUAUUUUUAUUAAAAAAAAAAAGAGGGCAGCUUCACAAAAGUCUUAGUCAUGUGAAUAGUUUCACUGAAGGUAGGAUACCUAUUAACAGGAGAAAGAAUUUUCCAUAGAUAAAAAUGUGUGCAGGUAAGAAAGAUACUGUGGUGCCUCCACUACAUUUGUGGCUGAGGAGUCUAGUCUGUUGAUUACUCAUGUUACAGUAGAAACUUACCUAGGAUUGGGCUCUUUUACAGUACACUCCAAAAUAUUAAAAUAAUCCUUACCCUACUGAGUUUACAAAUUUGCAGUGCUCUAAUUUAAAGUGUUAAUUUAAUGCUACAUAUGUUUUUAGUCUGAUUUCAACAAAUUCAUAUCUUAAGAUAUGAAGGCUAGUUUUCUUUUGUUUCUGUGUUCAUGGUUUCUGUAUCUAAAUCAUAUGUGUCAUAAAAAGCAGACAGUGGUUACUAAUGUUAAUAUUGCUGUGUAAAUGCAGUCAACUUCUUACCUUUCAAAUCUCAUGUGUGGACUUUGUUAGACACUUUUUGUGGUGGUAUUUUGCAGUGAUUUCAUUCAACAAGUGCAGGAUUGCUCUGUUUGAAACCUUGACAAAUUGUCAGUCCUUGUAACUUUGCAGGAGUAGUGCAGCUUAUCAGAAGGACCUAAGACAUGCUAGAAGUCUCAGUGCAUUAAGACAUAUUGACAGAAACUUCGUUCAAAGAUAUUUCAGAUAGAUUAUUUUAAUGCUGUAAUUUUCACAAAAGUGAUUAUUAAUUGUGCAUGGUGUUAAAAUUUUUAUUUUUUGUAUUUUUUUCUGUCAGUAAUCAUCUUCUACAGGAGUAUCUUUUUUUAAAGGAAUAGGCUUGGAAAAAUAUGUUCAAAAUAAAAGCAGCUAUGCACGUUCUUA